GCAGCCAAAGCAGAUCCUCAGCAUCAACUCCAAAAGAUUCCUUGAAGAUAUACCACCCCCCCCAGAGCCAUGGACCCUCGCUACUAGCCAAUUCACUCGUCCGCGAUUCACCCUCCACAUCCUUACGACCAUCUUCCCCCAUCACUCUCCGCCCACCGAGCACCAGAAUUCACCGGGUCUCUUCCCUCUCUCUCUCUCUCUCGCUCUCACUCGCCACCGAAUUCACCGUCACCACAGCAUCUAUCAAACGAUCGAUCUACAUCAUCACCUCCAACAUCAUCGCCAAGCCCACCACCACCACCACCUACCCACCAUGUUCUGUCUCCGGAGCUGGCUUCCCCUCCUCUUCAUCCCAACCAACGCCUCCCCCCUCUUCAUCAUCUCCUUUGUCACCCUAACCUACAUCCUCCACCGUCCCUGCAUCUACUGCUCCGCCUUACUCCUCAUCCUCUUCAUCUCCUCCUGCCACUGGUCCGACAAAUGUUUCUUCGACCUCCGCGGUGACUGGUUCUCCCCGCGCUACUCCACCACCACCACUACCGCUAUCGACCCCGUCAACGAAACCACCCUCGCCAGCUACGUCUUCGAAACUGUCAACAGCACCACCAAGGCCCUCGCCGGCGCCGUCCUCGAUGAAGCCCAGCGUCGUCUCGCCCUGAAUAACAACAACAAUGGUUCCCUAUCCGCAUCUUUGUCUCCGGCCGUACAGGACGAAUGGACCGGAAUCGGCCUGGAGUGGUUGAGAAGUCUCCUCGGACGGAGAGAAUGGACCCUACCUUGUGUGGAUGUCAAGGUUCGGUUGUAAAUGAGGGGUUGUGGUUAGAGUGCAUUCCUUCUCUUCGAACAUCCCGAGGGGUUUUUUUUUUCUUUCUAACCUUUUAUAUCGCGCAUUCUGAUGAAUAUGGCAGGG
Aspergillus sclerotioniger CBS 115572 is the source of this 910-nucleotide messenger RNA. RefSeq lists its product as uncharacterized. The record is from RefSeq and is a predicted model, not a curated record. Lineage: Eukaryota; Fungi; Ascomycota; Eurotiomycetes; Eurotiales; Aspergillaceae. Bases 314 to 805 code for a protein of 163 amino acids. The transcript is spliced from 2 exons.